Zingiber officinale is the source of this 2127-nucleotide messenger RNA. Its product is annotated as U-box domain-containing protein 15-like. The transcript has a single exon. NCBI's taxonomy places the organism in Eukaryota, Viridiplantae, Streptophyta, Magnoliopsida, Zingiberales, Zingiberaceae. The record is from RefSeq and is a predicted model, not a curated record. Gene Ontology annotation, molecular function: protein binding. The coding region runs from base 183 to 1832 and encodes 549 amino acids.
UUUACCGAGGCGACUCGGGGAGGAAUCGCCGGGUUGUGACCGACUUGGGCCGGUCUCUUUAACUCGUUCCCGUGACUCGUCUUCCUUUAACUGAAUUCCUCCUCCACCAAAUCCCACUCUUCUUCCUCAGUCUCACAACCAAAGUUGCAACUUUGCGGUGGUUGUGACGCCGGCGGCGAGGCAUGGUGGAAGAAUCGGAGGCCCUCGCCGGAUCUGCCGAGCAGUUUCUCUCCAGCGCCCUCCUCCUCCUACCCACUGCGAUCGAGAAGGCCAGGUCCGCCUUGCGAUUCGCUGGCCGUUGGAAGUCCAUCGCCACCAAGCUGGAACUGGUGGCUCCGGCGUUGAAUGACCUCGCUGGCCAUCCCUGCUUCUCCCGCCACGCCCUCUGUCGGGAGCUACUCCAGUCCGUCGCCGCCACCCUCGCCGAGGCAGUCGAACUAGCCGACCGCUGCGGUGACCCCUCGGUUGGAAAGCUCCGGAUGCAGAGCGACCUCGAUGCGCUGGCUGGAAAGCUCGACCUCAACCUCCGGGACUGCGGGCUCUUGGUCAAGACCGGUGUCCUCGGCGAGGCGGCCCUCCCCGCUGCUUCCGCCGUGCGGCCUGGCGAGGCGGAGAGUGUGCGGGAGAUGCUCGCUCGCCUUCAGUUCGGGCACGACGAGGCUAAGCACCGCGCUUUGGACGGGCUGCUGGAGGCGAUGAGGGAAGACGAAAAGGGGGUAACGGCCGUCAUCGGCCGGAGCAACGUUGCGGCCCUCAUCCAGCUUCUGACCGCCGCGUCGCCGAUGGUCCGCGAGAAGGCCGCCACCGCGAUCUGCUCCCUUGUCGAAUCGGGGAAUUGGGACACGCUCCUCGUGUCCGAAGGGACGAUUCCACCGCUGAUCCGGCUCCUGGAAUCGGGCAGCUUCGUCGCCCGAGAAAAGGCAGUGCUUUCUGUUCAAAAGCUCUCGACUUCCGCAGUCAACUCCCGCUCGAUCGCCGGCCACGGCGGAAUCCCCCCUCUCAUCGAUCUCUGCCAAGUCGGCGACUCCAUCUCCCAAUCGGCCGCGGCCGCGGCGCUCAAGAACCUCUCCGCCGUGCCCGAAGCGAGGCAAACCCUAGUGGACGAGGGCAUCGUCCGCGUCAUGAUCAACGUGCUCGAUUACGGCGUCGUUCUGGGCUCGAAGGAGCAAGCCGCCGAGUGCCUGCUCCAAUUGACUUCCGGAACCGAGAAAUUCCGGCAGCUGAUCGUGUCGGAAGGUGGAAUCCGGAGCCUCCUCGCGUACCUUGACGGUCCGCUGCCGCCGGAGCCGGCGAUUGCGGCAGUAAAGAAUCUUGUCGGAUCCGUCUCCAUGGAAAGCCUCAUCUCGCUCGGUCUCCUCCCUCGACUGACAAACGUGCUAAAAACCGGAUCUUUGAUGGCUCAACAAACCGCCGCCGCGGCCGUGUGCAAGAUCUCUGGUUCCCCGGAGAUAAAAAAACUCGUCGGAGAAUCCGGUUGCUUGCCAUCUCUGAUAAACAUGCUCGAAGCAAAGAGCAAUUCUUCCAGGGAAAUCGCAGCACAGGCAAUCGCAAGCUUGAUCGCCUGCCCGCGGAAUGGCAACGAGAUCAAGAAGGAGGAUAAAUGCGUUCCCAAUCUGGUCCAAUUGCUCGAUCCGAGCCCCCAAAACACGGCGAAGAAGCACGCCGUCGCGUGCCUCAUGGCCCUUUCUUCGAGCAAGAAGUGCAGGAAAGUCAUGAUCUCCUAUGGAGCCAUUGGCUACCUCAAGAAGCUAUCAGAAGCAGACGUUGCAGCCUCAAAGAAGCUGCUCGAGAGAUUGGAAAGCGGGAGGUUGAAGAGAUUCCUGUUCCACUGAUUCAAUCUAACUCCGAACGAAGAAGAUGAAUCAAAAACAGAAGAAAAAAAAACCGAAGAAAAAUCUUACUCCAUCCACUCUGUUCCAGAGCUCUGUAAGAUGCAGUGUCAGUGUUCGACAAGCUGCUCGAAUGGUUCUCAGUUUGCCAAUUUGUUCAGUGUUGUUGUUUUGUGCAGUAAAAGAACAAACUGAAGUGAAUAAUGUUGGAAAUGUGAAUGGAAAAGAUGAGGAAGGGAAGACAAUUCUAUUGUGAAUGCCUGCUUUUAUCUUCACACUGAAUUUUUUUGGUUUCUAA